AUGGAUAUUAAAACCGAGUCUGAAGAUAAUCUGGACUGUGAUCGGCCCGCGCCCAUUGAAGUUUUUGCCAGCAGGUCUACGCUCCAUGGCAUCUCACACAUGUUCAGUUAUGAACGCCAGUGCAUCAAACGAUGCAUCUGGAUCAUGUUUUUCAUGGGUUCGUUUUCGUUCUUGGUGCUUGUUUGCGUGGACCGCAUCAAGUUUUACUUUCAGUACCCCCAUGUCACCAAGCUGGACGAGGUCACGGCACCAAUGAUGGCGUUUCCUGCCAUUACCUUCUGCAACCUGAACUCUUUCCGCUUCAGCCGCGUGACGCGCAACGACCUGUACCACGCGGGCGAGCUGCUCGCGCUGUUAAACGGCAGACUCCUGGCAUUUCAGAUGUCCAUCUGGUUUGUUUGCAAACAACUGACACAAUUCUCCGCAAUGUAACUUCCUGUUGCCAUGCGG
Molecule: messenger RNA, 450 nt
Organism: Sinocyclocheilus grahami
Lineage: Eukaryota; Metazoa; Chordata; Actinopteri; Cypriniformes; Cyprinidae
Product: acid-sensing ion channel 1-like
Exons: 2
Coding region: 1-432 (143 amino acids)
Biological process (GO): sodium ion transmembrane transport
Cellular component (GO): plasma membrane
Molecular function (GO): ligand-gated sodium channel activity
Source: RefSeq, a predicted model, not a curated record